UUUCACCUGUGUAUUUUAUGGCCUCAAUAUUUUUUGCAGUUGUAGUUUAGGAGUACAAGGAUUAGGCUCAGCUAAUGAGUGAAAAGUAGCGUCUGUAACUAAAACCUACAAAACACCCUGACCUUCAACAUUUGGAAUCCCCUGUUGCCCACAAUCAGUGUCUUGUGGGCCACACCUGUAUAUAUCCAACAUCAUUCUCAAGCUGAAAAGGUUGCUUCCCUUCCUCGAGGCCAUGGCUAGUCUAAACGAUUUUAGUGCGAGGUUUUACUCCUACAACAAGAUGUACAGUUAUGAAAUGCGACUCCAGAGCUUUGCCGAUUGGCCUUUUCGUGAGGAAUGUCAAUGCACACCUGAAAUGAUGGCGACGGCAGGGUUCGUCCACUGCCCCAGUGUGAACGAGCCUGAUGUGGCCUGCUGCUUCUUCUGUCUCAGAGAGCUGGAGGGCUGGGAGCCUGAGGACAACCCAUGGUCUGAGCAUAUCAAACGGUCUCCUAACUGUGGCUUCCUGGCCAUGAAGAAAGACUUUGGGGAGCUGACUGUGGCUGAGUUCUAUCACCUGGAGCAGGAGAGACUGCGUAUCUACAUUAGGAAGACUAUCCAUUUGAAGAUCGCCAAUUUUCGAGAUGAGGUGGAGAAAACCGUUAAUUACAUGAGGACGCUGUUUGAUUCGGGAUCUGUAAUGUAGUUGUAUAUUUUAGCCUUGGGUGUUUUAUCUGUAAAUAUUUUAGUGAAUAAAGCUCUUCUAUUUUCUACCGUGUUA
This is a messenger RNA of Oncorhynchus mykiss (rainbow trout), 760 nucleotides long. RefSeq names its product baculoviral IAP repeat containing 5b (gene birc5b). The record is from RefSeq and is a predicted model, not a curated record. NCBI's taxonomy places the organism in Eukaryota, Metazoa, Chordata, Actinopteri, Salmoniformes, Salmonidae.